CGUCCUCCUCGAGGGCUGGGAAAGAAGAAGGAGGAGGAGGUGGAGGCGGCGCCGUUCGGGCAUGGAGCGCUACGAGAAGGCGGCGCUCAACGCGCUUUCGCCCCCCGAGGCCCGAAGUGAAGUUUCAUUAGCCUCAACUUUAAGGACAAUGCUGUUCUUCACAGCUUUAAUGAUUAUGUUGCCGAUUGGAUUGUAUUUCUCAACAAAGGCGUAUAUAUUUGAAGGUACCUUUGGAAUGUCCAACAGGGACAGCUACUUCUAUGCUGCAAUUGUUGCUGUGGUUGCUGUCCACGUUGUCCUUGCUCUUUUUGUGUACGUAGCAUGGAAUGAAGGCUCCCGACAAUGGCGGGAGGGUAAGCAGGACUAAGAGAGCUGGAUGGCCGCCUGACAGACAAAGGAAGAUUUGUAGGUUGUGGUGCCAGCCUCAAAAGACUUUCCAGAAGUCCCUGUUUGAAUUGGAUGAGAUUGGUGGGACGGAAAUGUUUUGUUUUGCUUGUAUGAAUCCGUGAUUUCAGGUGUCCCAAAAUUUAGCAGAGCUGGGAAAAACCAGCAAGAGGAGCAAUUGAGUAAAUUUUCUAGACAAAAACAUGGAGAGACUGCACCGUAAGUAGAUAAUAGAUAAUGCUUUCAGCAGAUUUGGUAAUAUCAAGGUAAUCUUUGAGCUUCUAGUAUCAGUGAAACGGAUUGGAUUCGUACGUCCUCAGUUUUCCAAUCUGACAUUGGAACGGUUGGCCUUAACAUCUAAGAAACACAGGUGUUUUGGAACUGGUGUUUAUUUUGUUUGAUGACAGAACAAUGAUGCCAAGUUGAACCAGACUACCACUCUACGUGGUAGCUUUUCACGUAAGAUUGUUCCCCCCCCAAAAAAAAAAAUUAGAUAAAGAGUUUUGUCAAAUGCCAUGAUUUUGAAUGCAGUUUUUCUGUUAUUCACUACCAAGAAGAGAAUUCCUUUAAGAAGGAGAUUUUCUUGUUUAAUGGACCAAGAUGUGAAUCAAUUUAUCACUAAUUUCAGAGUCUUACCAAUGUUAUUUGGCCAUCCCAAAAUGCCUCCCUGUUGAAAUUUAAAGUUUGUUUUAUCGCCUAUUCUUUGGGUUGAUCAAUUGCUACUUUUAGCCUCUUUCUGUUGGCAGCCGGUUAAUUUGCUGCCUUGUCUCUGCAAAGAAAAGAUCCCACUGCAGUAACAUUCUUCCUCUUCAUUUGCUGCUGAAAAUCAUGGACAUCAUGUGUUGGAAUGACUUUGAAAUUGGAAUUCGUCCUGAGGGUCCUUGCCAACUUUUGGAGGGAAUUCUCUCGUAAUAUGUUGUACAUUAUUUGUUGUGCAAUAACGAAAAUUAUCUUCCUUUCCCCUUUUCGUCGGUGGGAUGGUUGGAUAUCCAACCUGGUGCUGCUGCAAAGCUGCCUCUGACAUAACUGGAAUAUUUUUGUACAGGGUUUUCUUCACAAGUAAUGUGUGGUUCCCAAAUUCCACAAAUGUUGAUCAGGAGCUAUGCUUGCUUCAAAAUUGAAUUGUUUCCUCUAAAUCUUGAUUAUGUUGGAUUUCUAGAUUUCCUCCUGUUGUUCUUACCAAUGAUUUUGGGGAGUCAGAAUGGCUCAGUGAGAAUUUCCCAGAGAGAGAAAGGGAGGGGGAGAGAGAAAGAAAGAAAGAAAGAAAGAAAGAAAGAAAGAAAGAAAGAAAG
Thamnophis sirtalis is the source of this 1676-nucleotide messenger RNA. It is a transcript of the gene VMA21, whose product is annotated as vacuolar ATPase assembly factor VMA21. NCBI's taxonomy places the organism in Eukaryota, Metazoa, Chordata, Lepidosauria, Squamata, Natricidae. The record is from RefSeq and is a predicted model, not a curated record. Gene Ontology annotation, cellular component: endoplasmic reticulum membrane. Gene Ontology annotation, biological process: vacuolar proton-transporting V-type ATPase complex assembly.